This is a messenger RNA of Talpa occidentalis (Iberian mole), 1451 nucleotides long. It is a transcript of the gene TCF15, whose product is annotated as transcription factor 15. The record is from RefSeq and is a predicted model, not a curated record. Bases 73 to 666 code for a protein of 197 amino acids. Gene Ontology annotation, molecular function: RNA polymerase II transcription regulatory region sequence-specific DNA binding; DNA-binding transcription factor activity, RNA polymerase II-specific; protein dimerization activity. The transcript has 2 exons. Gene Ontology annotation, biological process: regulation of transcription by RNA polymerase II; developmental process. Lineage: Eukaryota; Metazoa; Chordata; Mammalia; Eulipotyphla; Talpidae.
AGCGCGCGGGAGCGCAGUGCUGGGCGCGGUGAGCGCAGGACGCGGCGCACCGAGGGACGCGGACGGGCGCCCAUGGCGUUCGCGCUGCUGCGCCCCGUCGGCGCGCACGUGCUGUACCCCGACGUGCGGCUGCUGAGCGAGGACGAGGAGAACCGAAGCGAGAGCGACGCGUCGGACCAGUCGUUCGGCUGCUGCGAGGGCCUGGAGGCGGCGCGGCGCGGCCCGGGGCCCGGGGGCGGGCGGCGGGCGGGCGGCGGCGCCGGCCCGGUGGUGGUGGUGCGGCAGCGGCAGGCGGCCAACGCGCGGGAGCGGGACCGCACGCAGAGCGUGAACACGGCCUUCACGGCGCUGCGCACGCUCAUCCCCACCGAGCCGGUGGACCGCAAGCUCUCCAAGAUCGAGACGCUGCGCCUGGCGUCCAGCUACAUCGCACACCUGGCCAACGUGCUGCUGCUGGGCGACGCGGCGGAGGACGGGCAGCCGUGCUUCCGUGCGGCCGGCAGUGCCAAGAGCGCAGCCCCUGCCACCCCCGACGGCGGCCGCCAGCCGCGCUCCAUCUGCACCUUCUGCCUCAGCAACCAGCGCAAGGGGGGUGGCCGGCGUGACCUGGGGGGCAGCUGCUUGAAGGUGAGGGGGGUGACCCCACUACGAAUGUCAAGGAGAUGAGCCUGGACCCCUGUGCCACUUGCUCCAAGCAGGAUCCUGGAGAAGGAAGCCAGAGGCCAGCAAAGACCCCAAGAGCUCAGCCCAGCCCUCUUUUGUCUGAGGAUCGGAGUACAAUGGCCUGGGCCCAUGACCUUCAGGGCAGGCCCUUUGGGACAUCUCCACCCCACUCUGAGGAGCUGUGAGGACUCAUCCAGCAGGCCCCAACCCUGGCUGGUCAGAGAUUGGGCAGAACUUUUGGAAAAACAAAGACUGUUGAUGACAGAGGAUGUGUGCAUGCCUGUGUAUAAGUGUGUGUGUGUGUGUGUGUGUGUGUGUGUAUGCACGCAUGUGUGUGUGUGUGAGAGAGAGAGAGAAAAUUGGUGGGUUUAAAAUAAAAGAUAUUUUUAAAUAAAAGAUGUUCCCAGCUGCAGAAGGGAAGGGCCUGGGGAAUCAGGAAUCAAAAAUGACCCCCCCUCUCCUGGACCUUGGGAGAAGCACAGACGUCACAGGUGCUGCCCUGUGCCCUGGGCAGGAUCAGGCUAAGGGAAGGCUGGGAGACCCCUUUCCAAAAAUAGAGAUACCCAAGCUUUCCUCAUAGUCUUCUUGGACAACUGUUAGGUGUCCACUGUGGUUGGUAAGGAAUCUUAAUUUUAUUUAUUGAUGAUUAAUACAUUCAUUCACAUGGUUCAGAAUUCACAAGAGAGAAGAUGGUGGAAACCUCCCUCCCCCGUGUCUCCCGCACCAGUAGGCAGCCUCGGCCACCAGCUUUUUGCGACAUCCCCAUUUUCCAUGACUGACCAAGCAAA